AUGUGUGGCAUAGUUCCAAUAUCAAACAUAUUUCCAUCCACUGGCCAUCCAGCUGGCCCUGGUGGUCUCUGUUUGGUUGCCUUGUUCUGCGUCCAAAUGAGCAGAAGAGGAAGAAGAAGAAAAAGAGCAAGUGGUAGCGCGAAACGCGACUCAACCAGAUCUUAUAUGUUUGAACCAGAAAUGGAACAUGAAGAAAUUUCUAGCGUCAAUGAAACCCCUAUGUUUCAACCACCACCUCAAAGAAUGCUAUCUUUGGAUGAUAUACCACUAGUCUCACCAUCACCAUCCUCACCGUCACCAUCUCAACCGUGUGUGGAGUCUGGUAAUUCUACCCAACGACUUUUAACUCCUCAAGUGAAAGCCGAAUUGAUACCAAAAAUUGGACAACAAUUUGAUAACUUAGACAAGGUUUUCAAGUUUUACAACAAUUACGCUAAGGAAGCUGGUUUUAGUUUGCGAAUCUUUUCUAGCAAGACGAAUAAGAACAAGGAAACCAUUAGGAAGGAGUAUGUUUGUUUCAAAGAAGGGGUGAGGAAAAAUUCUAAAGCCAAUAAUCGGCGUCGGGGUUUAACUAGAGAGGGUUGUCGUGCAAAACUGUCAGUCGUGAAAAAUCGGUUAGGUGAAGGGUUUGUUGUGAAACAAUUUGUUGAGGUGCAUAACCACGAACUUACGACGCCAAAGAAGGUGCAUUUGUUGAAAUCUCACCGUCGAGUGUCGGAUGCACAAAAAUCAUUAUCACAACAACUUUCAGCUGCAAAUGUGCCACCCUGUCAACAAAUGAGUUUUUUUGAGGUGCAAGCCGGGGGUUUUGAAAAUGUUGGAUUUACACGACGAGACCUUUACAACUAUGGGAGGGAUAAGAAGGCAUUUGUUGGUGGACAUGACGCCAACAUGUUGUACGAGCAUUUUGAGAGGAAAAAAGCAAAGAAUCCCGGUUUUAUGUUUACAUUCGAGAGAGAUGAUGAAGAUAGAAUGACUCAUUGUUUUUGGGCCGAUGCAACCUCUAGGAAGUUAUACCAAUAUUUUGGGGACGUGGUGGUGUUCGAUACAACAUACAACACAAACAAAUAUUGUUUGAUAUUUGCACCUCUAUUAGGGGUUAAUCACCAUGGGCAAACAACGCUUUUUGGGUGUGCAUUCUUAAGCGACGAAUCAAGUGAUUCCUUUGAGUGGCUUUUGAAGGAAUUCUUGAAAGCGAUGCCUGGACCCCCGCCCAAAAUCAUCAUUACUGAUCAAGAUCUAGCAAUGACCAAAGCAAUUGCUUGUGUUCUUCCAACUACGUUUCAUAGAUAUUGCAUUUGGCACAUUGUUAGUAAAUUUUCUGAAAAGAUAGGUGCAUUGGCAUAUAAACAAUAUUAUGAGGAGUUCAAAAAAUGUAUUUGGAAUUCCGAGAGCCCCGAAGAGUUUGAAGCAAUAUGGGUAGAUCUUGUCGGAAAAUCUAUGCUGUCCAACAAUGAAUGGUUGCAGGGCAAGUACGAAAUUCGUGAGAGAUGGGUGCCAGCAUUUACGAAACACAUUUUCUCCGCUCACAUGACAAGUAGUCAAAGAGCUGAAAUUUCUCAUUCAUUCUUCAAGAGGUAUGUGUCUUUGGAUAAUUCAAUGUUGGAUUUUGUGACACGGUUCAAUAGUGCACUUUCACGUCUACGACAUAAUGAAUUGGAUUUGGAUCACAAGGAUGUAAAUGAGAAGCCAAUCUUGAAAACCUCGUAUUUGAUGGAAAAGAGAAUGAGUGAAAUAUACACACUAGCUAUAUUUAAGAAAUUUCAGGAGGAAAUAUUUCAAAUUGGUGCCUAUGUGCUUACGCUUACACAUGAGGAUGAACAUCGAUGUGUGUGGGAAGUUCAAAGGGAAGAAAUGGAAAAUUCGAGAGGUCGUAAGGUUUCGGUAGACAAGUUAUCGAACCAUGUGACUUGCAGUUGUAAGAUGUUUGAAUUCGAUGGAAUUCCAUGUCGCCACAUGUUGGCGUGCUUGUCUAGAAUGCAGAUUAGGGAACUCCCUACGGAGUACAUUUUGCAGAGGUGGACUAAAACAGCAAAAGCGGGCAGAGUUAUGGAUGACUUGGGCAGUGCUGUGAAACAAAUAUGUGACCAUUCGAUUUUCGUGAGGCGAAAAGGUCUGUUUGAACAAGCUCAUGAUGUGAUUGAAUACGGUGUAAUAGAUGAAGAAGGAACUGAAGUGGUAUCCAAGCACCUAUCACUUGCGAAGAAGGAAAUUGCUUUAAUGAGGAGUGCUUACAAUGGUAGUUCAACGAAUCAUACCCAAGUGCCUGUUUCUCUCGGCAGCCAAUAUUGUUUUAAAGAACCACUUAAAGUUAGGGCAAAGGGUUGUGGUAAGCGAUUGAAAGGAGGAAAAGAGAAGACCGUGAAGAAAAGUAGAAAAUGUAAUGGUUGUGGGUUAACGGGACAGUCGCAUGACAAAAGAAAUUGUCCAAAACUUCUCAACAUCUCUUCGCAAGAUGUUAGGUUGGACGACGGCGACGGCGACGGCGACGGCGACGACGACGACGAAACUACAUGGGUUUGUGGUUACGGAGAUGGAAAUGGCAAGGCAAUAUGGAGAUACAAAGGUUGUGAUGACUUGGAAGAUCUUGAGUUAACGGGACUUGUGACCUUUUUUUUGUCUUAUAAUUGGGCUUGGUUAAUGUAA
Messenger RNA from Rhododendron vialii, 2646 nucleotides. RefSeq names its product protein FAR1-RELATED SEQUENCE 5-like. Gene Ontology annotation, biological process: regulation of DNA-templated transcription. Lineage: Eukaryota; Viridiplantae; Streptophyta; Magnoliopsida; Ericales; Ericaceae. The record is from RefSeq and is a predicted model, not a curated record. The coding region runs from base 1 to 2646 and encodes 881 amino acids. The transcript has 5 exons. Gene Ontology annotation, molecular function: sequence-specific DNA binding; zinc ion binding; DNA-binding transcription factor activity.